CCCCCCCCCAUGCGAUAUCAGAUAUCUCUAAGAAGUUCUGGGGGAUCGAUUGUGUUAUGAUGUUAGAGCUUUUGAGUCUUGAUUCAGGUUUAAAAAAUAUCAUUUCAACAAAGUUUUUUCAGUGUCGAGAAAAACUGGGAGUCGAAAUUCAUCCCGCGCCAUCGAAAACAAUCAAAUUUGUUUAAAAAAUGUCUUUUUUGGAAAAAAAAUAUUGCGUUUUCUAUUUUAAAGUUCUGUGAAAGGAUACUUGCCUAGUAACUAGCUACUACUGAGAUACCAUAGGGGUGACGUUGUUAUGUAGAUCCAUCGUCCAUUUUCAUGCAGCUGUUUGCAGCAUUUUAUAUAGAUUACUUAGGUAUAGAUUGAGGCAUACGCCCUUUUAGCAAAUGAACUACGUAUCCUGGAGAAAAUGUUGUAUAUGACGAAAUAAGUUCUGACCUAGUUCAAUUCAAACGACUAGGGUUUUGACGGUGUGAAAUACUGCAUUUGACCCAUUGUAAACCAAAAUAGUAAACACUACACGCCCCUUCAAUUGGGCCUAAGUUUCUCAUUAUUGAGGUGUCCCACUCAACUAUUAAGUGCAAUGAGUGUUAUGACAUAAUUAGUCAUGUCCAGUUCAUAACUUCUUAGGUGGUUUAUUGUCCUUCUAUAUUAUUUUUAGCUGACUCGUAGGUAUGUCUACAAUAACGUACACCUAACCUCAAUUGAUCAAAACUAGGUACGGUUGUGUGGAUUGAAUCAAAGCUAUUGGUCGUCGACCUUUCAGAUCUUCUGAACGAGAGCACUUUCAGAGUCGCAAAAAUAAACAUAACAUUUAGGUUCAUUAGCUGUCUAGUUUUUGCUUUUAUCAACCGGCUGCUCUCGUGAAGUUGAUAUGAUUCGGCGGCCUUGUGAUUUGAUCCAUAAACCUCUUUCUUUGAAGACCAAUUUUCACAAAUUGCACAAAUUAAUAUCAAAGCCAAGAAGCAGACGAUACUUUACUGAAGUUAAAUUUAACUGCCUGAAGGAUCUGUUAGUUGUUCAAAAAAAGUUUGAGACCAAAGAAAACAGAAGAAUAAUUGUGCCGAAAGUGCGAAAGUAUUGUAAAGUUGUUUGAAAAACUGUCGGUCAAUUUUGAAGUUUAUUAAUGACCCGAAGUUUUGCCGAAACAUGAAAAGCUAGACUCGCUGAAGUACAUUUUGAAAAUUAUCCUUUUUGGGACUAAAUAAACUUUCUUUGUCAUUCGGUUAUUAAAAUUUAAGCGAGUUGAUAGUAAUACUAUUGUUUUCUAUUUACUAAAAGAGCUCGACUCUCUGAUUGCAGCUGUAAAAGAAGUCUGGCUUCGGAUCUGUAACCGGUUACUGUUCAGACUUGAAUUGUAAUAUUUCCAAACUUAGUAGGCGAGAAUGACUACUAGCUUACUACUAGUUGAUCAGACUAAUUCAAUUGGCUAAAUAUAUUAAUCCGAAGAACCAGUGUCCAUUUUGUUUCUCGCGCGACGACUCAGGGAGCUGUGAUAUAUACAACGGAUUGGAUUAUUGUAAGCCCUUAAAUCGUAACAAUUCCCAAUUCCCCCAAUUCAUUCUUCUAAUUUUCCUUCAUCAAGUCAGCUCCGCUGAUGGAACAAUUAUUAUAAACUUGUCAAAAUAUUAAAAUUAUUAACAACUUGAGUGGCUCCUGAUUACUGCUCUCAUAAAUAAACAGCUCCUCCUAACUUAAUAAUUACAAUAACUUAUUAGUUAUUGCAAGCACUCCUAUCCAUCUCCAGUAAACCACACGUGGCAAUAAUCAUUUAUUUUGAACGACAUUUCUGCGGUUUUGAAAGUUUGAGAUAUUUCGAUCAAAAUUUCUGACGUUUUCAAUCAACAUUCUUAGACAUAAUUUGUCGCCCCUCUCAAAGGUUAAAUUUGAACUCUAACUUCCAAAAACAACUUAUAAUAUGCUCUUAACACUCGAAAACUGCCAUAACGCCUUCGAUUCGGAUGUUUUGCCCAAUUUUGCUCUUCUAACCGAGCAAAACAGCUUCAAGAGCGAAGGAAACCCAGAAGACUUUUCUUUCUUUGAUUCUACUGAAUUUUCAAAACCAGUUUUUGCGGAAAAACUUGAGUUCGAACCCUAUUCUCCAUACCUGUCAGUUCCUGGCUACGGACUCCAAGGUUUCUCGAACCCCGCUGCCUGGAUCGGCGCCGGAGACAUGGACUUAAACGAUCUUAUACGAACGGACAACCCAAAAGUCUUCUGCACGCGACUUCCGCAGCACUACCGGAGCAACAAGAGUCUUCCGAAUACUUUCGCUGUUGUGAUUCAGGACCUGGACAUCCCGCUUGGAACCCAAGUGACGGUCAGUGCCACCAACAAUGACCACCCCAGUGCUGCUCUGCGGAACAACUCGGCCGUGGUGUCGGGGGAGCUCCCGGGAGUGGGCAUGGUUGCCAAGUUCAGUGACCUCCGUUUUGUUGGCAGGAGUGGCCGAGGGAAGUACUUUGCAGUGAUUAUUUCGAUUCUAAGUGAGCCGAAGAAGAUCGUGGCCACUUACCACAGGGCCAUCAAAGUCACAGUGGACGGACCCAGAACAUCCCGAAAAAUAAUGUCUGGGUGUGUCGGCGGUAACAUGCAAAACAACGACAUGGGCGGUGGGCGAAUAAAACACGUGAGUGGUGGCUGCGAAAGCGUUACAAGUGACACCACAACCGGGUCCAAUUGUUCCAACUCCCCCUCUGGCUCCAGCUUAUGUCAGUCGCCUCUUCCAGACACGACCACCCUCUACCCGGUACAACAUCAGCAUAUUAGUCCACAUACAUGCAAUAUCACCUCAAGUAUCAGUUCGGGAGGUGUUGUGAGUUCGAAUCUCGUUCCCUCCAUGGACAGUGGAUUGGGAGGGGGACUUUUGCAGUCGGCAUACCCACCCGAAGUGACGCAAGUGCAACAGGGAUGCGGAUACGCUGGAAGCGAAGUGCAAGAUUGCCUCUCAAACUCGCCUCAGUCAUUGAAUCAAGAUUUGUUCCAGACAUCGUAUUCCUUCUAUCCAUCGCCGGAUCUAGCUCCUGCUUCCCAGUCCUGGCAUGGCGAAGCAGUUAAGCCGGAACCGUACGAGUACCCUACGUGCGGCACAUACCCAUCUCUCGUAUGCGCUCCACAUGAAAUGGUCGCAGGUUCGAACCCCGCUGGUAACCCGAAUAAUUCAAUUUCAGUUUCGGACUGGCAGCUUCUGCAACCCUCGAUUUUUAGUCUAUCAGAAGCGAAAUCUGAGGAUUACAACUCAAUAACAAGUGAUGCAAUAACAAGUAUGAAUAGCCAGAAAAAUCAGAAGAUGACCGGUCAGUUUAAUCAAGGGUCAGGAGUUCAACAGAGGUCAUUGCCCUCCGUACAUACAUUCCAACAGAGCAUGACACCACUUUUACAGGAGACUUCAGUUACUACUAAAUGCAUAUCUUACAUUCAGCCUCAAAAUGCGUAUCAAAGUCCGAAUCAGUAUGUCAACCAGAAUAUUGUGCCUUUUGACCAGUCGAGUCAGAACCAACAAAUAAUCAGAGGUAAUUUCGAAAAUUUUGGGUCAUCCAUGCCACAUAUAUCAAAUUGCGUCGACCAAAAUAAUCGGUUUUUACUCCAACCGAGCCUAUCAAAUCCUGGAUUUUGUUUUGAUAACCAAACAUCUGCGGGUUUGAAUAUCAGUAGCCAGGCAAAUACGUCGGCAAUUUUCCAAAACAGCAAUAACCAGAGUCAUAACUACUUAACAGAGUCUUAUCCAAAUUUCAUAUCGAAUCAAGUCGAGUUCAAACCAGUUUCCAACAAUCUAGAAUCAUCUUCAGUGUCAAAAUUGCCUUCAGGAAAGGAAAAUGAAUCAGAUAACUUUGAUGGUCGAAAAGAGUCAGAUCCUGUUAUGCCUCAGCGUGAACAAACCGAUGAACUUGAUCUCGAUUUCGAAUCCAUUCAGCCCAUGAUGUUCGAUGGCAGUGACAUGGUGGACAUCAAUGACCAGCUCUGGAGGCCAUACUAGAAAGCCAUUAAGAACUUAGAAACUGAAAAGUAGUGCCAUAGUUUAGUUCUUUUUGCCGAAAUUUGUGCCUCAAACGAGUCUUUAGAUGCAUUCUUUAUCAGCAGGGUCUCUCAUCUUUCGUAUAUAGAUUAGCUUCUCGCAGCUUAAAUAUUUUG
Symsagittifera roscoffensis is the source of this 4131-nucleotide messenger RNA. RefSeq lists its product as uncharacterized. Lineage: Eukaryota; Metazoa; Xenacoelomorpha; Acoela; Convolutidae. The record is from RefSeq and is a predicted model, not a curated record. The coding region runs from base 1919 to 3976 and encodes 685 amino acids. Gene Ontology annotation, molecular function: ATP binding; RNA polymerase II cis-regulatory region sequence-specific DNA binding; DNA-binding transcription factor activity, RNA polymerase II-specific. Gene Ontology annotation, biological process: regulation of DNA-templated transcription. The transcript has 4 exons. Gene Ontology annotation, cellular component: nucleus.